Molecule: messenger RNA, 800 nt
Organism: Galeopterus variegatus (Sunda flying lemur)
Lineage: Eukaryota; Metazoa; Chordata; Mammalia; Dermoptera; Cynocephalidae
Gene: CEP15
Product: chromosome unknown open reading frame, human C3orf14
Exons: 5
Coding region: 139-525 (128 amino acids)
Source: RefSeq, a predicted model, not a curated record
GUCACCUUCAGCUUUUGUGCCCAGUCAUAUGAUUUGCCUUCCUGCUUGGGGCCUUCGAAGCAUUUCGCUAUACCUCUGUCUAUAUUGGCCCAGGCUCUUUAGUCAAGCAGAAAGCUUAUAACACACCUUUCAUUAACGAUGACUUCCUUGUUCGCUCAAGAAAUUCGCCUUUCUAAAAGACAUGAAGAAAUAGUAUCACAAAGAUUAAUGUUACUUCAACAAAUGGAGAAUAAAUGUGGAGAUCAAAACACAGAAAAGGCAUCUCAGCUGCAAGCAGCUGAGAUUGCUUUUAAAAGGAAUCUUAGUCUUUUAAAGGAUAUAGAAGCAGCAGAAAAGUCUCUGCAGACUAGGAUUCACCCACUUCCACGGUCUGAAGUGGUUUCUCUUGAGACUCAUUACUGGGCAUCAGUAGAAGAAUAUAUUCCCAAAUGGGAACAGUUUCUUCUAGGAAGAAAACCAUAUCCUAUUUGUACUGAAAAUCAAAAUGAGGCAGAAAAUACCAUUCAAAAUGAGGCACAGCGAUAACUUCUUCACAUGCUACUUCAAAAAACCUGUUUAAUAAUACUGAAUAGUAAACUUAAUAGUAUGUAGGUAAUUGCAGGAACUUUAGGAAUUGAAUAUGUUCAUAUUGUUUCAUUAUCUCCUAAGUGACAAUGAAGAUAUGAGAAGCUACUGGGAAGUUUCAGGUUAUCACCUACUAAUACUUCAAGGUUAUGAGUUUGCUUUCUAUCAAACCCAUAGACAUGUUAAAAACAAAGUAUUAAAAAGUGAAUUGUUUUAAAUAAAUUGAAUCAGUAUUG